This is a messenger RNA of Phalacrocorax carbo (great cormorant), 2353 nucleotides long. The record is from RefSeq and is a predicted model, not a curated record. NCBI's taxonomy places the organism in Eukaryota, Metazoa, Chordata, Aves, Suliformes, Phalacrocoracidae.
GGCGGAGCCAGAGGGGCCGCGAGGCGGUCGCGUACGGCGGCCAUCCGCGAAGCGCGCCGUGCCCAGCCCAGCCGUAAGGGAGGCGGGUCAGAGCGCAGCUCCGGCGAAACGGGCAGGGGGCACAACCGGAAACUUCCUGUGUGCUGCUAAUUCACAUGAUACAAUUCUCAAGUCUGGAAUAAUUUUGUGAGCAAGAAGAUUUCUUAAGUACAUUAGUGCUCUAAGAUACAAAGAAAUAGUAUUCACACUAACCUUGAAGAUCUUUUGAAAUCACUAAAAAUCUGAUAAUUGAGAGCCAUAAUGGCAGACACAGGAGAUGGACCACGUUCGGGGGAAGAUCUGACAGAUGCAAAAUCUAUUCCUGGUUCCAAAGGAAAGAACCUACCUGCUAGCAAGUCUAUGGCCUCUGAAAUUCUGCCAGACUACAGUUACAGAAUGGAUUAUCCAGAGAUGGGGGAAUGUGUAAUAAUAAACAAUAAGAACUUCCACAGACAGACUGGGAUGUUACCCCGUUCGGGUACAGAUGCAGAUGCUGCAAGUGUCAGAGAAGUUUUUAUGAAGUUGGGAUACAAAAUAAAGAUCAGCAAUGAUCUUUCAUGCGGGGACAUUUUUAAACUAUUGAAAAAUGUUUCUGAGGAAGAUCACAGCAAGCGGAGCAGUUUUGUUUGCGUGUUGCUAAGCCAUGGUGAUGAAGGAUUCAUCUACGGUACAGAUGGCCCUCUUGAACUGAAAGCACUAACAAGCCUUUUCAGAGGUGACAGGUGCAGAAGUUUAGCAGGAAAACCCAAGCUCUUUUUCAUUCAGGCUUGCAGAGGGACGGAAUUAGAUUCUGGUAUUGAGGCAGACAGUGGAUCAGAAGAAACAAUGUGUCAGAAAAUACCUGUAGAAGCAGACUUCCUGUAUGCAUAUUCUACAGCUCCAGGCUACUACUCCUGGAGGAAUUCAGCUGAAGGCUCCUGGUUUAUUCAGUCACUGUGUAAGAUGCUGAAGGAGCAUGCAAGGAAGCUUGAACUCAUGCAGAUUUUAACUCGUGUAAAUCGCAGAGUGGCGGAGUAUGAGUCCUGCUCAACUCGGCAGGAUUUUAAUGCAAAGAAACAGAUUCCGUGCAUUGUCUCUAUGCUUACCAAGGAAUUUUACUUCCCUUGCUAAAAGAAUUUCACCUCUUAAUUUUUCAGUUAAUGUUUUUAUCUGUAAUUCAAGUGCAAUGUUAGUUUGGAAUACCACUUUUAAACCUGAAUUACUGUUCACUCUGUGAGGCAUAAUGAACUGUCUCAAAGUUAGAUAUGUCCAUGAUUAGAAGUAAAACAUAGUAUGGCUAUGUUAGAAAUGCAAACUUGCGUAGCUGAAGCACAGACAAAUAUGAAAGUAGUGCUCUGGGUAUCUCAAAAAAUUAGGAAGAGGAGACUGAAGAAAGGUCCAAUCACUUAUCAGAUCUAUUUGGUGCUACAUUUCACUUUGCUGAAGGGGCAGAGAAAAGAAACAGUUCUUGUGAAUAGUUUGGUUUCAUAUCUUUGCCAAGUGGAAGAAGAUUCAGAAUGUGGUAUGUUUACUAAUGAUGGUAAUAGGAUAGUAGUGUCAUCAUACAUUUCUUCUGAACUUGAGUUCUUAAGGUUCAGGUUAUAAACUAACCUGAACUGUUUUUAUAACUUAGGGCACAAGCUGUGGAAACAGCUAUUUCAUUUUUUACAUGCAAUUAGGAAGCAUAUUUAGAAUAUCAUCGAUUUUUUUCCUGAUCAUUUUAUAACUUUUGUAUGGAGUGUUAGGUAAAGCACAGUAUCUGUUUCAAAAUAAAUUUUGUGUUCUGACCUUGAAGCUGAGUGACUAAGGGACCAGUCUUCCAAAAUUUCUUUUGCCGCAGCUCCCUAAAGGGGGAGCUGUUGGGGCACAUUUUGGGCUAUAAGAAGCAAAAAGGAAGUCUAUAUUCUGAAUAGCCUGCUGUCCUCUUUCUGGCCAUAAAUUAGAGCGGGUGAGCUUUGUGCGUACCACAUUUAUUCUGUGUGGAAACCUAGAUUUGUGGUACUGGAGAAAUUUCACUUCUUAACUCUAAUAUCAAUUUGAGUUAAUUACAAUACUUUAGCUAAAAUACAUUAACAAAUAGUAAUGUAUAUCUCGACUCUAAAUUUUGUGGAACAGGCUUUUACAAAAUUGUAAAACAUUUUUGUUGAUGUUUCAGCUCGUGGAAGUCUUUUUAAGAUCAGAGGCGGACAGAAUGGUAAAUGACUGUAGGGUGCUUGCAAAACAAAACUUAGAGCUCUUUAAAUUGUGUGGCAUAAACAAUGUUAGCAAAUUGACGUUCACUUCCAGAGGCAUUGGGGUUUUUUGUAAUAAAUUAAAUACUGUUUCCUAAAUUGUA